Molecule: messenger RNA, 3366 nt
Organism: Kwoniella shivajii
Lineage: Eukaryota; Fungi; Basidiomycota; Tremellomycetes; Tremellales; Cryptococcaceae
Exons: 14
Coding region: 1-3366 (1121 amino acids)
Biological process (GO): small GTPase-mediated signal transduction
Cellular component (GO): cytoplasm; plasma membrane; division septum
Molecular function (GO): GTPase activator activity
Source: RefSeq, a predicted model, not a curated record
AUGGCACCCGUUACUCUUCCGCCUUCUUUCUACAACUCGUUCUGGUCGCCUGACUAUCGCUCGGGCCUUGAAGUGCUGUUCAAGUCGUUGGAGCAGGGCUGUCUGGAAGAUGAUGAUGUUGACGUAUUCAUCGAGUCGCAAAUACGUUCACAUAACACUCUCGCACAAUCACUCCUGAAUCCCCCGUUACCAACUACAUCGCCCGAAUCAUCAUCUUCGUUACAACAUACACUCUUAUCACUCAGAGGAGCAUCUUCGGCCAGAGGUCAAGCUCAUAGAGCCUUAGCACAAGAGUUAGAAUCGCGCGUUUUGGCGGGGUUUAGAGCUUGGAAAGAAAGACAUCAAGUAAGAGUCAAAGAAGCUAAAAAUGACAUGCUGGGUAAAGGCGGUGUUGUAAGUUUCUGGGAAAAAGAAAAUGGAAAAUUGAACAAUCUACAUCAAACUUAUAUCAAUAAAACUAGAACUGCAGAUGACAGUGAAGACGAUGCCAAAUUUGCCCCUGCAACAGCUCGUUCUCCGACUUCGGAUAAUUACACUUCAUCACCUAAAGCAAAGAGCAAAACUUCAAAUGCCAACUUACGACGAGCUGGAACAGUAGCUGAUCGAAUCUCCGAGAAACUUCGAGCUGCAUCUAUUUCAAGUAAUCCUCCAAGUGGUUCACCUUCUAGUCCCACAAGGCACAAAGGCGUUCUUUCGAUCGAUGGUAAAGAUCUACCUCCUCCACCCAGUCCUUUGAGACCUGUCAUAGGUAGUCCAGAUGGUAUGACUAGUCCCAUAAGCCCAACGAGAGAAGAAAGAUUCGUGCCUCCGACUGAACCAGACGGAAAACCAUUUAUCCAUAGUUCAGGAGGUCCACCAGUUCCAUCUAAAACACCUACAUCUCCUGCAUCCUCGGAUACUCGAGCGAAACCUAUCCUCUUAUCAGGUUUAUCUCUGUCCCCUCAAGCUCUUAAAGAUCUUCUACAACGUUUCGACGCUUAUCUACUCACCAAUCUCGCACCAUACUCAGACGCUCCUUUCGCUCCUUCAAACCGAUCAAACGCAGCCUUAGCAAGUAGACAAAGAAGUACUAUACUAGGUACUUAUGAGAAAACUUUCUCGGGUGAAGAAGUAGUCGAAUGGUUGAAGGAGAAUAUAGAAGGUUUCGGUGGUGAUUGGGAGAGAUGCGUUGAAGCCGCAGGUGAAUUGCAUAAAAUGGGUUAUUUCAGUAGAACAGGAGUAGGAAGAGGAUUUGAUUCAUCCGAAGAUACGUAUUUCGUACUAAAGAUAAACCCACAUUCAAAUUCAGCAACCAGUCAAGCUUCUGAAGCUUUAGCUUCUAUGGGGUUGACAUCACCACUCUCACCAACUUCAGCCACAAACGCCUUACCAAGCUUGUUCAAAUCUUACCUACCUUCUUCAUUAGCAAAUUCAGAUGAACCUGCUCAUGUCAGACUGAGGAAAGAAGCGAGUAAAGCUGAUGAAGCGUAUAAAGAAGGUAUUAGGAUCGCGGAAGAAAGGAGAUUGGAGAUGGAAGAAUCUAUCGAAAAGGGUCUGAGAUUAUGGGAAAGAUGGGAAAGAGAAAGAUUGGUAGCUGUAAAAACUGUUCUGAAGAAUUACGACGAAGCUCUUGCUAAAUUACCUGAGAGAUUGAAUGCGCUGCAAAAAGGUACAUCAUUGGGUGUUGAAGCUUUCAAUCCCGAAGCAGACAUCAAAGCUUUGAUAGAAGGCAAUCGAACUGGCCCGUUCCGGCCUCAUCCUCAGGUCUACGAGUCAUUGGAGACUGAUUUACCAGACGUCAAUUUCGGUAUUGAUCUUCGCAGGUGGUCAGGAGAACAUGGUUGGAAAUCGCUCGUUUCUGCCCCUCCGAGACCCAAAGGUGCAAUCCCAGUGGUUCUGAAAGCUUUAUUGAAAGCUAUGAGCGAGAUGUAUCAAGGGAUACCAGAUGAUGAACGACGCAGAUCAUGGAUUUAUGAAGUACCCCUCAACGAGACACACUUACUUCGAGCGACGAUCAAUGACCCUCACCUUUCUGUUGAAGAUCUGGUAACGAUGAUCAAGAAGUUCAACUUACCCAUUGCAGCUGGGACCGUCAAGCUAUAUCUACUUGAACUCAAUCCGCCGGUAUUAGGCUGGGAGGGUUGGGAAGAUGCAAAAGCUGUAUAUCCCGCUGUCGGAGCAGACCAGGAAAGGGACAUGACCAGUGCUGUAACUUCUGUCCUUGGCAGAUUACCUGGGUCUCAGCUUUACGUACUUGAUGCGGUGAUCAAGCAUUUCAGAGAAUUGAUAGAAUCCACUAAGAGUGCCGAGUCCAAUGAAGUUUACGUCACCAAACUCGCUCUCUCCGUUGGCCGAACGAUAUUACGACCACAACACGAAAACGAUUUGACGAUUGGUGAUCGAACUCCUUCUCUCUUCCUUGCCGAUCUAAUCAACCAGUAUACUGCUCUGUUCCCAACUUUGGUUGAGAAAAAGAAGAAAGAAUCUGAUCGAGUGAUGCCUAUCCGCAAGCGAACGGCUUUGGUGGAUCAAAGAAUAUCCAGAUCAUCUUUGAGUGGCGAGACCGAUCCUCAACACUUACUUGAAUUGCAGCACGCGAUGCAACACCCUCAAAGAGCAAUCUCUCCGAUCCCUGUCAAACAAGAAAAUGCUCCGCCUCAGAUCGCUUCAACUUUAGGAUUCGGACCCCCCCUAGAAGAUCUUAAACCUAAGGAGUCACCAAAACCUCAAGAAGAGGUAAAGGUUGUUCCUCCCACGCCAUCACCUAAGCCUGAAGAGAACCAGGAAGAUAAACCCCCGACUUUCAAAGAACCUGAAUACGACUCAAGACCUACAACGCCAACGGAAGGAUUCGUGCCUCCUGCUCAAACAACAUCGUAUAAUCCUCUUACCUCACACACUCGCUCAUCAACCCCAACGGAAAGUUUCAUUCCUCCCCCUGUUUCACAAGCUCAAGUGACCGAGUCAAGAGCACCCACACCUUCAGGAAGGGAAAGCACGGUAACGGAAGAUGAGGUAAUUGCAGGUGGGGCUGGAUCGGGUGGAUUGAAAAGGGCUACUUCGGGUGAAACUUCUCGUCUCAGGGGUCCAAGAGGUGCAAGAGGACCCAGACCUGCGGGUGCAAGAGUACCUUCUCAUACAGGUGCACCAAGUAUAACAUCCAUAGUAACUUCCUACGCUGAAGAUAGACCUGAUUCACCGAACAAUCAACAGCUCGAUAGUGCCGGAUCAGGUCUAGUGAGAAGUAGACCUGAGUCGCCUGCCGUCGGAACACCUACUUCUGGAGAUGGAUCGGCAGGAUUAAAGAGAGCUAGUAGAUCCAAUUUUGGCCAUAAAACAGGUGGAAGCGUCAGUGCUAUGGCGGCUAGAUUUGAAAACAAACAAUGA